AUGACGGCCGACGUUUGUGCUUUUGACACCAGUGUGGUCAAGAGGGCUCUUCACGGCAAUUACGUGCCUGUCGGACUGGAGCACUUUGCGGGAGUCUCCGUCGCUCUUUUCUUCGCCAAGUCGAAACACUCCAAGUGUGCGCAAAUUUUUCCCACUCUCAGACAGUUCUACGACACGACGAAUGCGAGCGGGGAAAAGCAGGCAGUUGAAAUCAUCUUUGUCAGUCUGGACAAAGAUGAGCAGGAGUUUGAGCGGUUUCGAUCUCUGAUGCCGUGGUGCAGUGUUGAGUUCAACUCGCCUUUGAGGAAGAAUCUGCUUAAGCGAUACCGUGUGGCGGAUGACGAGAUCGUUGUAGGCGAGAUUCGGAUCCCCGCGGCGGGUCUCCCUCUCCUGGUUGUGAUUGGCCCCAAUGGAGAGGAAGCGGGACGCCUGAGUUUCCAACCGCGAGACGAAUCCGGUUUCCAGCAGUGGGACUACCGUUUCAACAAGUGGCCUGGCUCGGCUCAUCGAAUGUCCGUUUCCCACGUCGCCGCCGAAGCCUCGCACAAGCAGCUGCCUCAGAAUGCGUAG
This is a messenger RNA of Neospora caninum, 570 nucleotides long. RefSeq lists its product as hypothetical. The transcript is spliced from 4 exons. Lineage: Eukaryota; Apicomplexa; Conoidasida; Eucoccidiorida; Sarcocystidae. The record is from RefSeq and is a predicted model, not a curated record. The coding region runs from base 1 to 570 and encodes 189 amino acids.